Molecule: messenger RNA, 5633 nt
Organism: Cervus elaphus (red deer)
Lineage: Eukaryota; Metazoa; Chordata; Mammalia; Artiodactyla; Cervidae
Gene: SLC10A5
Product: solute carrier family 10 member 5
Exons: 1
Coding region: 988-2304 (438 amino acids)
Biological process (GO): bile acid and bile salt transport
Cellular component (GO): membrane
Molecular function (GO): bile acid:sodium symporter activity
Source: RefSeq, a predicted model, not a curated record
GGAUUGAAGUCCAAAAAGCCUGAUACUUUUCCUUAUUUCUGGCAGUCCUCAAGCAUAUGAUCUAAGUUGGGUCAAUUGAAUAUCUUUGCCCCUAACUGUGAAUAAGGAAUAGUGUUACAAGGAAGGAAGAAGAGUUCAGAAUUAGUCCCCGUGGCCUCCAUUGCCCCAUCGGGUCAGAGUCCGAGUGUCCAGCAGCAGUGGCCGCUAACCACACUGUUUCUUUGGCCGUGGGUACGGCUGUGUGCUUUCUCUAGGUUGCCAAGCUGUCUGGUCACCACCCAGGAAGUUGUUUUUCUACCUAAGGACACCACAGACACUUUCAGUUUUUGCCUAACUGAUUUGAUCACUGUUUAGAGUUGUGGGAAAACUUAUUAGCCUAAGGUUGCUGCAAGGCCAGUUUAUGGGCUCCGCAGUUUCCUAAGUGAUGAUAAAGAGCCUCCAGGACUAAGCUCCAGGAGAAAAGAGUCAUCUGGCUUGAUUACUGUGGUGUACCCUGCUCCUAGCCCAGGCCUCCAUCACAUGCGUUUAGUAAAUUUUUAUUUGAUUUUGACCUGAAUGAAUAAAAUAACAGUACUCAACUUUAGGCCUCCUCAACAUCUAUUUAAAUUUUUGGAUCCUGUCUGCUUUUAGCAUAGAAGGGAACAGAACUCAAAGACAAUGGCACUAAGGUGUUAAAUUCAGGUAGGUGGGAGGCUGUUUUUCCAGUGGCAGAAAUGAGGAAGCGGGGGAAAGAGCUUAGGUUUCGAUGGUGAUAAAUUGAACCUGUUAAAUGCUGUGCCUUUUACGUUUCGUAACUGGGUUAAACCGGUUGUGUCACUCCUUAGACAGCUCUGUACUUGUUUGAAUAGUACAAUAGUCCCUCCUACUGAACUUUGAUCCAGCGGAAACAACUGUUACCUAACUUCAGACCAUCAGUGGAACACCUGUACUAAGAAUGUUCUUCGGUUUAACUAGUUUUGUGUACCUGAUUUCUUUUAAACUUUUAAAAUGAUUAGAAAACUUUUUAUUGUCCUGCUUUUGUCAUCCGUGACUCUUGGAGAAGCCAGGAAACCCUUUCUCAGUUUGCUGAACAUAGAAAAGACUGAAGUACUGUUUUUCACAAAGUCGGAAGAAACCGUUGUUGUAAGGUCAAGUUACAGAGAUAAACAGCCAAACUCCAGCUACCUCCUCGUGCAACUGGAAGAUGAUAAAAUGCUCCAAGUGGUGAAUGUGACCAAGACCUUGUCGGACGUGACCAGCUUUACCAUAAAUCUGGUGACAGAUGGAGACGGAGAGACAAAUCUGACCGUUCAGCUGUGGGAUUUGGAAGGUAGGCGCGAAAGCCUCAUUGAAGAGAUAAAGAAUGUCCGAGUCAGAGUGCUCAAACAGAGACAAGACAGUCCUUUCCCGGCAUCAAACCUCAUUGACAGAAACAUCCUAAUGCUUUUUCUGCCAAUGAUACUGUUAAAUAAAUGUGCGUUUGGUUGCAAGAUUGAGUUCCAGGUGUUUGAAACAGUGUGGAAGAGACCUUUGCCAGUAGUUCUUGGGGCGGUUAUACAGUUUUUUCUUAUGCCAUUUUGCGGAUUCCUUCUGACACAGAUUUUGGCCUUGCCUGAGGCACAGGCUUUUGGAUUUAUAGUCACUUGCACGUGCCCAGGUGGUGGUGGGGGCUACCUCUUUGCUCUGCUUCUAGAAGGAGAUGUCACUUUGGCCAUCCUCAUGACUUGCACAUCAACGUUUCUGGCCCUGGUAACGAUGCCUACCAAUUCGUACAUAUACAGUAGAAUCUUAGGGUUAUCAGGUACACUGCAUAUUCCUAUUUCUAGAAUUAUGUCAACCCUCCUCUUCAUCCUCGCACCAAUGUCAGUGGGAAUAGCCAUCAAGCGUAGACUGCCUAACAAAGCCAACUUCUUGGAGAGGAUCAUCAGACCUCUGAGUUUUAUUUUAAUGUUUAUAGGGAUUUAUUUGACUUUCAGCAUGGGAUCGGUGUUUCUGAAAACAGUGAACCUCGAGGUGCUUCUGUUGGGUGUCUUAGUUCCUGCUUUGGGUUUGUUGUUCGGGUACUUUUUCGCUAAAAUUUCUAUGCUGCCUCUUCCUGUUUGUAAAACUGUCGCUAUUGAAGGUGGGGUCCUGAAUAGUUUCUUAGCGCUUGCCAUCAUUCAGCUCUCCUUUCCCCAGUCUGAUGCAGACUCAGCUUCUGUGGCUCCGUUUACUGUGGCCAUGUGCUCUGGAUGUGAAAUGUUACUGAUCCUUCUGUUCUACAAGGCUAAGAAAAGAUGCAUCCUUAACAUCGAAGAAAAAAGAGUGAAAAAUCCCCCAGUCUAACGGUUAAAGCUUUCCUGAAUUUUCCUACUCUGAAUGAGUUACUGUGUGAGAUGUGAAGAAUAUCUGAGAUGAUUCCUGCUCUCAACUCACUUAUGAUCUGAUUGAUAACUUGACAUUAGGGGAGAAAUACAGUCAUAUGUGCCUAAUACCCAGUGGACAGUCCAGACUGUUAAAUGUGCAGGAAUUCAGAAGAAGGAGACUACUAUAGCAUUGGAUUGGAAUAUAAUACCUUAUUAUGAUAUAUCCCAAGUAUUUACAGGAGGGCUGCCCUUCCACAAUAGGCGUUUGGUAACCACUCACACAGUGAAGGGACAUGUAAAUUCCUAUUUGAGACCAGUCUGUCUUAAAUGCAGCAUCUCUGGUCUCCUUGGUGUCCCUCCCGUCGUCUCCACCGGAGAUGCUGCCGUUUGCCCUGGAGCAUGGGGUCCUCUCUCCCCACUCUUCUCCAUUCUCCCCUCCUCUUUCCUUCAUUGCAGUAGAACUGUUUCCUACAGACAAUCUCCUGUAAUACCUCUCUAUCGGUCUCCUCUCCACUCUCAGUCCCACUUUGGUUCUGCCCUAGAUCUCUGCCUCCCUAAACCUUUCUUCCCCAGCUUUUGGCCUCUCUGUCUACUCUCCAAUCACUGGCAGAUUAAUGUUCCUAAAACUUAACUUUGAUCAUGUGCUUUCCCUGCUGCAAAGCCUUGUCACCUCUUGAAUAAAGUCUGUAUUCCUAGUGAGGUAUUUCCUACUCUCUGCUGACUUUAGCUUUCCGGUUUUAUCUCCUCUCCCACUUUUUACACACAGGCUUUGUUCCAGUCAGCAGAUAACUGGGUCACUCAUGACUGUGCCCUUUGUUCACAUUGUCCCUGCAACCUGAGGGGCCCAUAUCAUCUCUGUCUAAAUUUUGACCAUUCUCAUAGACCUGGCUCAAACACAAGCUUUAACUAAUCCCUGUUAGCUACCAGGAAUUGAAGUUUCCUCUAAAUUCUCAUCACAGUUUUUUACAUUCAUAGUAUUUAGCCAGUCUGGCUUGCAUUACAGUUCUUUGUGUUCCUAUUGUAUUCUCCCUAUUUUGCUAUAAGUCUUUGAACAUGCAUUUUAUAAACAUAACGUGUAAACAAUACAAUAUAAUAAGUUUGUAUAAUAUAAUAGCAUAAACAGUAUAAUAUAAACAGUAGAAUAUGAUAAUGGAAACAAUAUUUAUUUUGAUACAUAAUGUCUAGCACAUUUCCUAUGUGCUGAUUCAGAUAAAGUGUUGAAGCACAGACUAGGGCCCAAAUGAACAGUAUGCUUGUUUUUAUACUAACAUUGAGUUUUUCAAAGGCAAUUUCUAGUAUCUAGUUUCAGUUUUCACUUUUUUCCAAAGAGAGUGUGGGCAUCAAGAAAGAGAAAUACCACUCUAAAUAAAUCUGCUUCCCACAUUUCACAGGCCUGUAGUUGUAGGCAAAUUACUUAAUCACCCUGUAGUACCAUUUCCUCAUCUAAAAAAUGGAGAUAAUAGUGUAAAUGCCAUCAGAUUGUCAUAGGAGUUAACUGAGAUCUUAUGGACAGUGUACUUAGAACAGGGUACAUGCUCCUCAAGUGUGAGCUGCUAUAAUUAUUUUACUACACUUCAAACUUUUGACCCUUGUGUACCUACUACUGUUUUGAAAUACCAAUCUGAUAACUUUAGUGUGGAGGCUAAAACUUUGAACAUUUUCCUAUCAGUGUCAUUCACCAUCUUACUACAGUAUUAGGGAACUUUUGUUCAGUUUGCCAACUGACAAGACAACCAUAGUUCUUUUUUUCUUAUUUUAUUUGUAUUCAGUAUUUGAAUACCAAGAUUUAUCAAAGCCCUGGUUUGGCAUGGUGAUGGAUGGUUAUUAUUCAUUUUAUAAAAUGAUAAUUGCCUACAUGAAACACUUUACUGUUGACUCUAUUAAAACAGAAAUCUCAAGGCAUUAAAUUAUAAUUAAGCUUGCAUACAUUUGACUUUUGCACAUUUUCAUGAACAUAUUUUACUGAUCAGGAGACAAGAAAUCGCCUUUCUAGUUGUACUUUAUCCUUAACCUUGUGGCUUCAAACAAGACAUUUCUCUGCAGUUCAGUUUUCAGAUUUGUAAAAGGAAGAGAUUCAAUUGAAGUCUAAAAUAUUGCUCAACUCCUACGCCUGUAAUUCUGGCAUGAAACUCUGGGUCACUGACACCACAGACGGUGAUGGAUUCAGGUUGACAGUAAUAACCACCCACAGCAGCUGCUUUCUCCUGGAGGCAAAAACCAAAGUACGAGUUUCUUGAAGGCGGAGACCACAUGUUAUUCUUUGAAUUCCUUGUACUUUUUAACCAAUGCCUUUAAUCAAGUUAGUGCUCAGAAAACAUUGAGUUAAUUAAUCAUUAAUGUCUAUAAAAGUCAAUAUCAUAUACUCAGAGGCCAGGUUGUGCCUGGGGCUUCAUUUCCAGCUCUGUCACCAACUGGGUGACAUUGGUCAAGUUACUUAGUCUCUCUGUGCCUAAAUUGAUGUGGAAAGUGGGGAUAAUGAUAAUACAUACCUAAUGGUAUUUUCGUGAGGAGUAAAUGAGUUAACAUUAGUAAGAUUCUCAGAAUAACACCUAACAUACAGUAAACUCUGUAAUUAUUAUGGUUACUCUAUGCAUGUUUGAUCUUGCACUUAAAAGCAGACAAAUGUGUAUGAAUGGAACUUGGAAUGUAUUUCAUUCAUCUUACAGAUAUAUCAUAUUGAAAUUUUACCUGAGAAAGCUUGUCUAAUUUAGAUGGGGAUGAAGUUAUUCAAGCUCCUUAUUUGUUCUUUAAGAAUGAGAGACAUAAAGCAGGCUACCUAAUUGCUUGAGUUCAGACCAACAACUUGUCCAGCAAUAAUCAGUAUCAAGGCUACAGAGAACAAAGAGCUUUAUUUGAGGUUUUCAUAACUGCAGUUCAAGAGACACAGGUUCGGGUAAACCUGAAAGAGUAUCACAGGGGAGAAAGAGUCAGGAGCUUGUACAGGUGCCAGUUAUAAGGAUGCUCACGAAUUUUGACUGACCUUGAUUAAAGAAAGGAAAUAAUUGUCCUUAGGGGACAGGCUGUCGUUUGUCAUUUUAGGUUAAGGGCUCGAUAAUAUCUUGAGUUUCUGGAGCACUGGGUAGAUGUUCUGGGUGCUUGUGUUAAGAUAUUAAGGUGUGUUUGGGCUGAGACAUAAAUCACACUUCCUCGAUGGCAUCCUAACUACCAGCUCCAUCUUGAUUUUCUUUUCACACAUUUCACACAGCCAUGAUUGGUUAGACAAAAGAUCCAGGGGUAAAGGGGUAAGUCGUGUUUAAGAAAAGUUUCAAUCCAAUUUUUAAUAGAGAUGAUUCUAUGAUAUAUAUAUAU